CAUGGCGGCGGUGCAGAAUUGUCAUCUGUGAAGUGUCCCGGAGUAAACAUUCACUUUUAUCCAGUGCAGUCCCGGAAAACGGUGUUCACGGGAAAGCUUUUUAUCGUAAAGCAUCGAUAUGGGUUCUGAACAACAUUAACGACUGUGUGUGACCAAGAAAAGCUUCGGACCGGCGGCGGAAAGAGGAAAGAAGCGUCAGCCCUGACUCAUCCUCCAGCGGCGGCCAUGUCUCUGGGCGAGCCCACGGCGGACUCGACGCCCUUCUUCUCUGAUGACAGCGAGGCGGAGGGUCCGGAGGAGCAGAGCGCGGCGGGCCAGCGGGCGCAGGAGGAGUCGGCCAGCGGGGUGUCCAGAGUCCGAGCGCUGCUGACCGUCUUCAUCCUCUGCUACAUCAACCUGCUCAACUACAUGGACAGGUUCACCGUGGCAGGUGUUCUCCCCGACAUAGAGCACUACUUUGGGAUCGACGACGGGAAGUCUGGUUUACUGCAAACAGUUUUUAUCUGCAGUUACAUGUUUCUGGCUCCGGUCUUCGGAUACCUGGGCGACAGGUACAACAGGAAGUUCAUCAUGAGUUUUGGCAUCACAUUCUGGUCUUUGGUGACACUUGCCAGCUCCUACACCCCCAAAGAACAUUUCUGGGUCCUGCUGUUGACUCGAGGCCUGGUCGGAGUGGGAGAGGCCAGUUACUCCACCAUCGCCCCCACCAUCAUCGCUGACCUCUACGUGAAGGGAAAGAGGACAAACAUGCUCUCCAUUUUUUAUUUUGCCAUUCCCGUGGGCAGCGGUCUCGGCUACAUCGUGGGCUCGCAAGUCAGUAAUCUGGCUCAGGACUGGCACUGGGCCCUGCGGGUGACUCCGGGCUUGGGGCUGAUCGCGGUGCUGCUGCUCCUGUUCGUGGUCCAGGAGCCUAAAAGAGGGGCCAUCGAAGCCCGACCGGAGCAUCACCUGCACCAGACCAGCUGGCUGACGGACCUGCAGGCUCUGAGCAAGAACUACAGCUUCGUGUUGUCCACCUUUGGCUUCACGGCGGUGGCGUUUGUCACCGGCUCUCUGGCUCUUUGGGCUCCAACAUUCCUCUUCAGAGCAGCCAUCUUCACCGGGGAGAGAGCGCCCUGCGUGGAGGGAAACUGCGCCGCCUCAGACAGUCUGAUUUUCGGGGCCAUCACCUGCGUCACAGGUGUGCUGGGCGUGGCCAGCGGCGUGCAGGUCAGCCGGCUGCUGAGGACGAGGACGCCCCGAGCCGACCCGCUGGUCUGCGCCGCCGGUCUGCUCCUCUCGGCGCCGUUCCUCUACCUGGCCAUCGUCAUGGCUCAGGCCAGCACCAUCGCCACAUACGUCUUCAUUUUCUUGGGCGAGACGUUCCUGUCCAUGAACUGGGCCAUCGUGGCGGACAUCCUGCUGUACGUCGUCGUUCCCACCCGCCGCUCCACCGCCGAAGCUCUGCAGAUCGUCAUCUCACAUCUGCUGGGGGACGCAGGAAGUCCGUACCUGAUAGGAGUGGUCUCGGACUCUCUGAGGAAGAGGGACUCGUUCCUCUGGCAGUUUCGCUCUCUGCAGCUCUCUCUGCUGCUCUGCUCCUUCGUGGCCGUGGCGGGCGGAGGUUUCUUCCUCGCCACCGCCCUCUUCAUCGAGAGGGACCGUCAUCGUGCUGAGAACUACGUGGCUACAGACGACGAACCGAUCGUUGUACCGAAAAGCGGCCGAUCCACCAGAGUCCCCGUGUCCAGCGUCCUGAUCUGAUGGAGGUUCAGCCCGCUCCUCUGCACACCUACGCUUAUUUUAUGACAUUUUUUACGACUGUGAACACUAAUCGGUCUAUCUGCCAUGCAGAGAAGUUUAACUUUUUAUACUUUUACCGCGCCCGGGGACGUGCCGCCGUCCAGAGAACUGUUUGAGUCCAGAUGUUAUUUUUGCAGCUGGUUUCAGAGCGGACACGGCGUUGAAGACGAGCACUAGAGACUCUGAGGAGAAGCGACAGACGUGGCUCUGUGGGGUCGUUUUUACCGUUUAUUCGAUACUCAGGAGCCGCUGAACCGUCUGCAGCUCAUCGAUAUCUUUCUAACCUGCAGCGGGACUCUGAACCAGAAACCAUAAAGACGAUAUGAUCCACGUCCUCAGUAGAACCACAGCCGAGAACAGGCUGCACCCCCAAACCUGGACUAAUUUUAUAUACAGGACAACCUUAAUAAUCAGCUUUCAUAACCGUGUGUUCAUAUAUGUUUGCACCAGUUUUAAGUGGAACACUAACCCUCCUGCUGUUCAGGCGUCCAGGAGGCAGAAAAUGGCACAAUAACAGUUUUUAUGCAUCUGUUCAUCUUUUAAAAGCGUCCCUGCUGGUUUUAAUCCAGUUCCUUUAGUUUACAGCGUGUUUGGAGGAGAGCCGUUCGAGGAGCUGGACGCUUGUUUCUGGUUUCCUGGUGUUGGAGCUCCGUCUGGUGUCACAGCUUCACAGUUAGCUUUAGCGGGUGGAGCUGCAGAAAACACGCUGGUUUCUCAAAAGAAAAGCUUUUAAUGAAUGUUAAUAAUCAGAGAUGUUUUGUUAAACUCAAAUUAUUUUAGCAAGUCUUUUUUUGAACUAUUAAAUGAGAAUGAACUUGUCA
This is a messenger RNA of Chelmon rostratus (copperband butterflyfish), 2603 nucleotides long. It is a transcript of the gene spns1, whose product is annotated as spinster homolog 1 (Drosophila). Gene Ontology annotation, molecular function: transmembrane transporter activity. The record is from RefSeq and is a predicted model, not a curated record. The transcript has 13 exons. Gene Ontology annotation, cellular component: membrane. Gene Ontology annotation, biological process: transmembrane transport. Lineage: Eukaryota; Metazoa; Chordata; Actinopteri; Chaetodontiformes; Chaetodontidae. The coding region runs from base 226 to 1743 and encodes 505 amino acids.